Molecule: messenger RNA, 5221 nt
Organism: Nothobranchius furzeri (turquoise killifish)
Lineage: Eukaryota; Metazoa; Chordata; Actinopteri; Cyprinodontiformes; Nothobranchiidae
Product: pleckstrin homology domain-containing family A member 5
Biological process (GO): positive regulation of transcription by RNA polymerase II; hippo signaling
Cellular component (GO): nucleus; cytosol; cytoplasm
Molecular function (GO): phosphatidylinositol-3,5-bisphosphate binding; phosphatidylinositol-4-phosphate binding; protein binding
Source: RefSeq, a predicted model, not a curated record
GUGUUUCCAUUUCUUCUAAACUUUGUUAGACUUCACAUUUUAUAGAUUCAUAUGCUCCGAGCAGAAAAACGUAAUAAAACCUCACAAUAGUGUUUUUAAGAUAGAAGAUCAAGCUGAAAAAUCACAUCAUGAGCACUGAAUGUGCAAGUUUUCUAGAAGGUGCAGGUUUAUCACUUCUACAUCUUUUAAGAUUGUUCUUACUUGUUCGUCUCAGUUUUCUCAAGAAUAUUAAUCAACAUUUUCAAACUUUGAGCAUGCGUUACUUAAAUCCUAAAGAUUAUUUUCAUAGGAGCAUAUUCAUGCAAAGAAAACAAAGACAUGUUGUGUCUUUACUGACUGCUCCCUUCAACUCUACGAUGCUCUCAGAAACUCUGAGUUUCAUUUAAAAAAAGAGCAUAUUUCAUGAAAUCUUAGCAGUGUGUAUAGAGCUGCUGCAUUUUUUAUAAACCCUUAGAGACAACAAAGUUGCCCUGCCAAAUACAGCUAAACACAGACGCUCAGGAGUCCACUGAAGGCCUCUAAAACCACACGACCCACUCCCGUUCCAUCUUAGAUCCACGCUGGAAGAGGGAGCGUUUAGGGAAACAAGGAAACCACAGUGCCGGGCACAACCCCUUCGGUUCAACUCAGAAAUGUGAUGACUUUUUUUCUUUGUUUCCUGUUUCUUCUUGUGACCAAAAUUUAAAGUCUCCCAGUUGUCUGCGCUGUUUUUAUUAACUAUCUAGAGGAAAUUAGAGAAACAACAAUAUUUUUUCUGUUUCUUAAAUGCUGGUAAACAGGAUAUUGUGGCUGGUCACUAAACAUUCAGCUUGUCUCUCUUUCUGUUUUGACUCUGACAACAUGGUUCCUUCGCCGUGAGGGAACACGAGCAACAACAGGACAACGCGUUGUCCAUACAAUGUACUGCCUGGUAACCUCUGUGCGUCUCCUGUCCUUCGUCCUGCCAGGCGACACAUCCCAACAUGCGGACGUACUAUUUUUGCUCGGACACAGCUAAAGAGAUGGAGUCGUGGAUGAAAGUAAUGACAGACGCUGCACUUGUGCAUUCAGAGCCAGUCAAAAGACUGGACAGGUUAAAAGUGGAGCAGUGUGGACCACAAGAAAUCCGUCACAUUACCAACCACAAGCUGCCACUCACACAGCCUGAAAUCCAGAACAAUGAACGCAACCUGGAGGUGGACCGCGAACGCAGCACAACAGUAACCCCCACCAUGAAGGAAGAAGACAGAAAGCAGCGUGACGCUGAGCGCUACGGCUUUGACAAGGAUGGGACGGAGCAGGGACGUCCCCUCACCAAGAUCAAUAGUAUCAAACUACAGUCGGCCCAGGCAGCAUCUGUUAAGGCUAACGUGACCUCACCGCAGCCUUUGGCAGAGAAUGAGAGGACUCACCAAAUCCCACAGGUGAACGGAUCAGGAGAGCAGUCUCCUGCUAACGGGACCGGGAUUCCUGUUCAGCCGAGUCCCACUCAGGAGCCGGAGCGCAGCCUGAGUAGAACGAGCUCCAUGCAGCAGCUGGAGCACUGGGUUCGCACGCAGAGAGGACGUAACCAGGACGACGAUACCAGGAGCAUCACAUCAUACCAGACGCUGCCUAGAAACAUGCCAAGCCAUCGGGUACCCUACAUGCCUCAUUAUGGAGACAGCUACCGCAGCAUGCCCAGAAAUAGCAUGGCCCAGCGGGACAGCAUCUGCAGCAUGUCGCCGUCUUUGUACGACCAAGCCCUGGGUCCAACCAUGGCCGAGAAGCGCCGCUCCAUGCGGGACGACACCAUGUGGCAGCUAUACGAGUGGCAGCAAAGACAGGCCUACGGCAGGCAGUCGGGGCUCUACAGCAAUAUGGCCAGUCCCCAUACCAUGAUGAACUUAUCAGAGCAUGCUGCGCCGAGCCUCUCCAUCCCCCCAUCGCCGUCCCACGGCUCCCUGUCCAUGUAUGGUGCCUACUCGCCAUUGAGAUCCUACAACAUGGCCAACGCCCGUUCAGAGUUCUCCUCCCCCGUCUACAGACGAGAGUCCAGCCUUGGUAGACGGAGCAGGCCACAAGUCAACCAGUAUGCUUACCCUCCUGAUCGGAGGUCCAUGCCUGCAGGGAUCCCGAUCCAGACCAUCACUGCCCAGUCUCUUCAAAGCAAAACUCCCGAGGAACUUACUUUGCUGCUGAUUAAGCUGCGGCGGCAGCAGGCAGAGCUAAACAGUAUCCGGGAGCACACUGUAGCGCAGCUUAUGCAACUAAACAUGGAUGGCGACAACCCAAAGAACGACAUUCUCUCCCAUCACCUCCAAAGGAACCUCAUGUAUUUGGACAAUCAGAUGAAGGAAAAUGGCCCUUUAAUCAUCAUGACUCACAAAUUGAUUGAGAACUCUGCUCCGAGGCCUCAACUUUACCAGCAACUGAGUCCAGAAGACUACAGAGACCAAGUCUACACAUGUGUGCCAGAGGAGGUGGAUAUUGAUACUAAACUUAGCAGGUUGUGUGAGCAUGAUAAGGUGGUGAGGACACACGAGGAGAAACUUCAGCAGCUGUACAGAGAAAAGCACACUCUGGAGACCGCACUCCUGUCGGCCAGCCAGGAGAUCGAGCUGGGUGCUGACGACCCGGCUGCCAUGCAGAGUGUCCUUCAGCAGAGGGACUUACUGCAGAGCGGCCUCCUCAGCACCUGCAGAGAGCUGUCCAGAAUCACUGCUGAGUUGGAGCGCUCAUCCAGGGAAUACGACAGGCUGGAAGGAGAUGUGACUGUAGCUAAGAACAGAUUGUUGGAGCAGCUAGAAGCACUGGGAAGCCCACAGACGGAGCCUCCGAGUCAGCAGCAUGUCCGCAUCCAGAAGGAGCUCUGGAGGAUUCAAGAUGUGCUGGAGGCCCUCAGUAAGCACAAAGCCCAGAGGAGUGCUGUGGAUGGGAUGACUUUCUAUGGACCCAAAACCAACUUCAGCAAGCACAAAACUGAGGAGGAGGACUCUGCACCCCCGCGGCCACCCCUUCCCAAUUCCUACGAGCCCAAUCCCCCCACCCUGCCCCCCCUGCCCUCUCAGGCCGGUGUGCGCCCCCCGUCGCUCCACAGGCCGGAGGACAGGAAGGCCAAUCACAGGAAUAGCACGCACAGCGCUCCCGACUACAGGUUGUAUAAAAGUGAACCAGAGCUGACCACAGUGACCGAGGUGGAUGAGAGCAAUGGAGAGGACAGAUCUGAACACCCAUCUGAUAGAGAGCAUGCUGGAAACAAAGGCAUGUCCUAUCCAGUCGGCAUCGUUCCACCCAGAACCAAGUCUCCGGUGCCUGAAUCUUCCUCUAUAGCAUCAUAUGUAACGUUAAGGAAGAGCAGGAAGCCUGACCUCAGGACGGAGCGUCCACGCAGUGCAGUGGAGCAGCAGCUGUCUCCUGCAGAGGGCGGCCGGCCCAGAAUGAGCGUAGAGGAGCAGAUGGAGAGGAUCCGACGCCACCAGCAAGGUUCCCUCAGGGAGAAGAAAAAAGCCCUCAAUGUCCGGGGUGGCAGCCAGGAGAACACUCCCUCUCGCAGUCACUCCUUCACUAAUCAUUUCCGCGGCAUGCAGUCUCAAAUGAGACGCAGAGAUGAGCUGAUGAGCAGUGACAUCCAGGAGCUGGAGGCCUCUCUGAAGCACCAGGAAGUGGCGAGGGAGACGCCCGCUGAGGAGAUCGCUCGUCUCAAAGAAUCCUUACAGGCUGAUCAUUUUAAUCUGGACCGAGAGCUCUCUGUUCCUGACAAAGUGCUGAUUCCUGAACGUUAUAUAGAAUCAGACCCUGAGGAACCACUGAGUCCUGAGCAGGAGGCCGAUAAGCGGAAGAAAGUGGACCGCAUCAAAGCCCUUAUAGCAAAAAACAGCUUGCCAAAUGUGCUACCUAGUUUAGCUUUAAGCCCAGAGGAUGAGAACGAAGAGGUGGUUACCAUCCAGGAGAAAGAGAAGAUGAUUAAUAUCUCCUAUGAGAUAGCAGCAGAGGCCUCCAAACGCAGCAAGCUGGUAGCAGUGAGAAGCCUGUCGUCCUCCUCCUCCCCACAGUCUCCCAGCACACCCCCUCAGCUCACUGAUGGCUCUCAUUUCAUCUCAGGCUCUGGCCUCGGUGAGGACCUACACAUGAAGGAACAGCAGGGAAGACCUGAAGCUCCUCCUGGAGACGUCCAUCCAGGAGGGCAGCACAAGGCCUUGGCCUACAGGAAGUGAAACUGCCUACUUCUUCACAGGGCUUAACCUCUGAUUUCUGUACGCUCACUGUGACAUCUAAAGCUCUGGUGCCAACUUUUUAUUUAGUUGGCAUUUCUUUUUUUUUUUUUUUUUUUUGAAGGCCUCACCUUGGAUGCAACUCUCCCCUCAACUCUUAUCCUUCUGUCACUGGUGCGGAUUGGGUUUUUCAAAGUUUUAUUUUUUGUAAGGUUUUAUUAGGUUCUUGUUGGAAUGUGUGCUGAUGUACAUACAGAGACUGAAAGACUGACCUCUUGUUGGCUUGUGGCUGAAUCUUUUAGUCACGUUUUCCAGUCGUAUUUCCACACUUGUUCAAUAAACAUUUUAAGAUAUAUCAGCAAUAUAUGAGCUUUCCCAGAUCUUUUAAUAUUUAAUUCAGCUUGUUUCUCGAGUAUGAAAAAUGAAUUAACCUGAUGUAUUUAUCCUUUUAUUGUAAAGAAAAUUUGUCUAUAACAGAAUUAGUAAGAAAUAUACAUUAGACCCUUCCAUUAUAAGAAAGGAAGAGCCACAUUACUGGUUGUAUGUUCUUAUUUCUGGUUACAGUUAUUUAAAAAUAAGAUCCUAUAUCAUUUAUACAUUGCUGCCUAUGUAUAUAUAUAUAUAUAUAUAUAUAUAUAUAUAUAUAUAUAUAUAUAUAUAUAUAUAUAUAUAUAUUAUUACUGCAUACAUGAAUGUCUUGACUUGAGUCACUCUUCACUGUCCUUUUCUUACUGACUGAAUAAUAUAUAUUUGACUUGAGAGAAGGAACACUUGUCAAAGCUUGAUACUGUUGUUGGUUUAAAGCCCUGGAACUAAAUAAAUAGGAUUUGCAUGUGUAAAAAGCAAUAACACAAAGCCUUUGUAAAGAUAUUUUUGUGUGUGUGUGUGUACAAAGUGUAAUUAUCAGAGGUUUACUGUGUAUAUAAUGUACAUGGUACAUCUGGAUAGGAGGAUAUGUCCAGCGUAUAAUUACAUACCAGGUUUUGGUUUGCAAAUGUUCAUAUCCCACCUGUUUUAUAUCAUGUUAAAUAAAUGUUGCCGGUUUUUAA